Molecule: messenger RNA, 3596 nt
Organism: Scatophagus argus
Lineage: Eukaryota; Metazoa; Chordata; Actinopteri; Scatophagidae
Gene: prss12
Product: serine protease 12
Exons: 13
Coding region: 120-2633 (837 amino acids)
Biological process (GO): proteolysis
Cellular component (GO): membrane
Molecular function (GO): serine-type endopeptidase activity
Source: RefSeq, a predicted model, not a curated record
UUUUCCCUGGUGGGUUCUCACUGCCGUCCCACGGCCGGGCGAUGAGGCUGACUGAGAACCGCGUCCCCAGCUGAUGAUUGAAGCUACCGUAUUAAGCUGCCCACACUGAGCGACCUAACAUGAAUUUAACAUUUUUGACUCUGACAGCCGCACUUUUGGCUGCGAAUAGCGGCGUCUGUAAUCCCGGCAGCGUCCCUUCAUUCAUCCUGCCAUUCACUGAGUGCGUCCAGAGCCGCGGGAGAGACGGCUUCUACCGGGGAGCGAUAGACGUCACCGAGUCCGGCACCCGGUGCAUGAACUGGACCGAAGUGGCCGGCUUCAAGGAGCGCUACCCCGGAAAAGGACUGGGAGAGCACAAUCACUGCCGCAACCCGGACGGCAGGAUCAGACCCUGGUGCUUUUUCAGGAACCACAGAGGCAGAGUGGACUGGGGAUACUGCGACUGUAAACAAGGCUCUGUGCGUCUGCAAGGGGGCCGCUCCAAGCUAGAUGGCAGGGUGGAAGUCUAUCUGGGAGGAGUGUGGGGGUCCAUCUGUAGCGAUGACUGGGGAGACGAGGACGCUGCAGUGGUUUGCAGACAGCUGGGCAAGGGGGUCUCGGGUCGAGCACGCACAGUUCCCCUGUUUCGUCCUGGCACGGCCAAGCUCCACUGGCGGGCGGUCCAUUGCCAGGGAGAGGAGCCAGACCUGCUCCAGUGUCUUAAGACUGCCUGGAAUGGAGGGGAGUGUUCUCAGGCUGCAGCCAUCACCUGCACCCAGCAGCAAGUAGCAACGCUCCCUAUACGGCUGGUGGGAGGUCGAUCGCAGACAGAGGGCACAGUUGAGGUCUUCCAUGCGGGGCAGUGGGGUUCCAUAUGUGAUGACCAAUGGGACGACAGUGAUGCAGAGGUGGUGUGUCGACAGCUGGGGCUGAGUGGUGUUGCAAGGGCAUGGGGCCUGGCACAUUUUGGCAAGGGUACAAACCGUGUGUGGCUGGAUGAGGUGCGCUGCACAGGCAAUGAGCUCACCCUGGAGCAGUGUCCAAAAAGUGCUUGGGGGGAACACAACUGUUUGCACUCUGAGGAUGCAGGAGUGUCCUGCAACCCUCUUAGAGAUGGUACUGUUAGGUUGGCAGGGGGUGAAGUCAGCCAUGAAGGACGUUUAGAAGUUUUCUACCGUGGUCAGUGGGGGACAGUGUGUGACGACGGCUGGACAGACUCGAACACUCAGGUGGUGUGCAGACAACUUGGUUACAGAUCAGGUGAGACUCUCCUUUCUGAAGGACUAGACAUCACCCCAGUCCCACGCUUCGGGGUGGGGUCAGGGCCCAUUCUUUUGGAUGAUGUGAGCUGCACAGGGAAAGAACCAAGUUUGCUGCUGUGCAACAGGAGGGAGUGGCUCCGUCACGACUGCACACACCACGAAGAUGUUAACAUCGCAUGCAGCCCUGAACACAAUGGAGAGAGUUUUCCAUCUAGUGUGCCAGUACGGCUUGUGGGAGGAGAGAGCCCGAGGGAAGGCCGGGUGGAGCUCUAUCUGUCCGGACAAUGGGGGACGGUCUGUGAUGACGGAUGGACCGAUCGUGACGCUGAAGUCGUGUGCCGACAGUUGGGAUACAGUGGGGUGGCAAAGGCCCGAGUGAUGGCGUACUUCGGGGAGGGGACAGGACCCAUCCACGUGGACAAUGUGAAGUGCAGCGGCGAGGAGCGUUCGAUAGCAGACUGCAUAAAGCAGGCACCUGGCACCCACAACUGUCGCCAUAGUGAGGAUGCUGGGGUCAUCUGUGACUACGGUGAACUGCAGCCCAGCUACAAAGAAGUCAAAGACCCUGUCAACUCAAUUUGUGGUCUGCGGCUCAAACAGACUCGCCAACGCCGAAUCAUAGGAGGAGAAAACUCUCUGAGGGGUGGCUGGCCGUGGCAGGCUGCGAUUCGUCUGCGAGGAUCUCGAGGAGACGGGAGGCUGGUGUGCGGAGCGACUCUCAUCGACACCUGCUGGGUCCUCACUUCGGCACACUGCUUCAAGAGAUAUGGAAACAGCACCAAGCAGUAUAAAGUCAGAGUGGGAGACUACCACUCCCUCGUCCCUGAGGAAUACGAAGAGGAGUACGCCGUUGAUCAGAUUGUCCUCCACCCAAGCUACCACUCCCACAGCAACGAUUACGACCUGGCUUUGGUUCGUCUGUCACCUGGGGCUGUGGGCCAGAUGCCGGGAGAGUGCGUGUCCUUCAGUCGUCAUGUUCUUCCCGCCUGUUUGCCCAUGAAGAAAGAGAGGGUGCUGAAACAAGCCAGCAACUGUCACAUCACCGGCUGGGGUGACACAGGCCGCUCGUACUCCAAGACCCUACAGCAGGCGCCCCUCUCCUUGCUUCCCCGUCGUCACUGCCAGCAGCAUUUCCACGGCGCCUUCACGAGCCGCAUGCUGUGUGCCGGCAGCGUCCAGCCGGAGAGGCGUGUGGACAGUUGCCGUGGGGACAGUGGGGGCCCUUUGGUGUGUGAGCGUCCAGGAGGGGGUUGGGUGGUUUACGGGGUCACAUCCUGGGGCCAUGCCUGCCGGACACAACAGUCCCCUGGCGUCUACACCAAAGUAUCUGCCUUCAGUUCCUGGAUACGCAAGGUGAUUGGACGUGAGGAGAGAAAAGAGAAAAAACGAUGAAAGGUGACUGACGAACUGAAAUAAUUGACCUCUACAUCACAGAAAUUGACUCUCAAAGACUUACUUGACUGGUCAGGCGAUGCUAUGACCUGAUUAUCCAGUGAUGUAAGUUAUAACUUGACUUUCAUACAGAGAGGACAAAAAAAAAAAACUCUGGACUAUUUCUCCUAGAAACUUUAUAUAUAUAUAUAUAAAUAUAUAUAUUGGAUGACAUGUCUUUGCUCUCAUUUAGGUCAUUAGCACUUAUUGAUUUAAUAUUCUCACGAGUAACAAGAUUUUGGAUGGCGUUAAAUCUCAACUCAAGCAAAUAGCAUAACUUAACAAUCUUUUUGUUGUCUCUUGUGACAUUUCACAGUUGUCUUUUUUGGCUUGCUUUUGUUACAUUGUAAUUUAUGAUAUGAAAUGUGUUAUUAAACAUGUUGAAAAGGGACCACAGUGUAAAAGCAAACAACCAAUGUACAUGCAUGCACUCAUGCAUACACCGAAAAUGACGGCUUGACAUAAAUUGACCACCAAAAUUCCUUCCUUAGGCACCUAAUGCAUGAUAUUCAGUGCUCUGUGUUAAGAAGUCUAGUCAUAUUGACACUUGCCUAAGUGAAAUAUGUCUUUCAUUCUCAUUUCAUUCUUGCUGGAGUAACAUUUCUGCAUUGCAUUCUUUGUUUUACUGAAUAAAAAGCACAUAUCAGGUCUUAGUAACCACUCAGGCUUUUCCAGACAGUAUUUGUCCUUGUCUCAGUGAUACUUCACAUUAGUGGAGAAAGGAAGAAUCAAAGCACAGAACUGAUUUGUAAUACUGACGCUGUUAGUUCACGUUAUCAGUGGGAUGGUUUAGUGUUGCAGAGGUCCGGACAACACUGAAGGGAGACAAUCUGCUACACUUGAAAAAACUUUCUUAUUUGGUGUUUACUGACUUUGUUAUGUUUUGAUGUACUGUAACUUUUCCUCAUAAAGGCAGAUUUUAUA